CUCGUGCGUUUCCUCUAUGAAAUAGGCUGGUGUAGAUCAUGAUGUAGAUCUAGUAAAAUCUAGAUCUAGUUCUGUAGACUAUCUAGAUCUAGAUCUACUCUAGAUUUUUCUACAUUGAGAUUAAGACGUUUUAUUGUAGCCAACCUUAACCAAGUUUUCUGUUCAAUUCAAGGAAACACAGGAGAACAAAGUGAGCUUGAUUCUCCACUAGAAGCUUCAUUUAAUGGCAAUGAAAGUAAUGCGCAUAAUUUGGAAAUCUGUCCACUAAACGAUAGUAAUAAAUGUAUUGAUCAAUGCCCAUUUAUACAUGGACCACUAUGCCAUCUGUGCCACAUGCACCGAUUACAUCCUUUUGAUCCAGAUCUGCAUCUAAAGGUGUGUCUUGCAAAACACCUGGAGCAAAGCCAUCACAUGGAAUGCAAUAUUUGCUUUGAGAGUUUCAAAGAUACCAAGUAUGCAUUUGGGAUCCAAGAGAAUUGCAAUCAUUGUUUUUGCAUUCAAUGCUUAAGGCUUUGGCGACAAAAGAAUGAAAUGGUUAAUUAUAGGUCCUGUCCAGUGUGCCGUACUCCAUCAGGUGACAUUUUGAAAUUCCCAUUGUGGUUCACAUGUUCAUUGUCAAAAAAGUUGAUGUUUGCUUGUAAGAAAAGAACACUGGCUUUGGAGAAGUAUUAUCGAUAUGUUGCCUAUUAAGAAAGACUUUGCAACAUGCUGAUUUUUUUUUUUCAUUCAAAUUGAAUAUAACUUUAAAAUAAAAGAGACUUUCUUUCUUUUGCUUUUUUCUUGACCUUGUUUUCUUUAGUUUUAUAGUUUUAAUUUUUCGAUGUUUGAAAUGCACUUGAGAAAGUAGAAAAAAUCAUGGCCUAUAGCUUAAAAUAUAUUUAUAAAGCUAGAAGACAAGAUUGACCUAUUGCUGAUUGUUAAUUAGAGUACAUAUAAAAAUACAAUAUAUUCUGAUGUUAUUGGCACACAUUGAUUCAUUCAAAACAAUGAUUGCUUACCAAUAAAAAAAAUAAAAAAAUAGAAUAAUUAUAAUCUACUGGCAUGUAUGUGAGCUGGUGCUCCCAGAUCUAUUUUUGUAUUUUAAUUUGUCAUUUUUACAGGCUAAUGUAGGAUAGAUGUAUUUUAGUGUUUUUUUUAAAUUAUUUUGUAUAGUACAAUGCAGAGUAGAAUAUAUUUUUUGCUAUUGAUUACAUUCUGCUACUUAUAUAUAUCUUUUGGGGCUAUUUGUGUUUAACUCAGCAAACAAAAAGUUUUCAGAAUUGUUAAUAAAUGUUAAGAGUUGGAUACAUUUUUUUUUUCCUACUACGUUUUACUAAAUGUAGUCUUUAGUACCCAUGUUCCAGUAGUAGUUAUUAUUAAUUUCAUUUUGAAUGUAGGUCUAUACUAUAACUUUUGGUCAUUAUGAUGUCACUGAAAGUUCCCCUUAUCAGAUCAAGCAGUCUAUAGGGUAGAUUAUGUUAAGAUCUUCUGUUUCUUUGGCCAAUGGUUGACUCAGGUGUCAUGUAGCUAGCACAAUGACCAAUGGCCUUUACUUUCCCCCAACUUAAGUCAGGUACUCAUUAGAGUGAAGUGGAUUAAGGGGCAUCCUAAAAAUCCUGAAGUUCAAAUCCCAUUCUUCACAGAGAUUCAAAUCCAAGACCCAGAUAUGUUAAUUAGAAAUCUGACCGUUUUAGAUGUGAAGGAAAAAUUACAUGAGAAAAAACAACAAUUAUCUUAUAUAUUAUAGACAUUUUUAAAAACAAGAUAAGAGAGUUUGUGUUAUCACAAAUACUCGGAGGCGGUCCGCAUUGAAUUCACCAAUGGACGAGAAAUAUUCAAAUCAUUGUCUGGUUUUGAUCGUUUAAAGUAAUAAAGUAAUACAAAUUUAAAAAUCAUUGGGCAGUAAAAUAAUACACAUUUUGUUUUCUCUUUUACAUUUUUUUUUUUUCAAAAUGAAUUUUUAUUAAACAUAAACUUUUUUCAA
Biomphalaria glabrata is the source of this 1963-nucleotide messenger RNA. RefSeq names its product E3 ubiquitin-protein ligase makorin-like. Gene Ontology annotation, biological process: protein polyubiquitination. Bases 334 to 690 code for a protein of 118 amino acids. NCBI's taxonomy places the organism in Eukaryota, Metazoa, Mollusca, Gastropoda, Planorbidae. The transcript has 5 exons. The record is from RefSeq and is a predicted model, not a curated record. Gene Ontology annotation, molecular function: ubiquitin protein ligase activity.